Messenger RNA from Pipistrellus nathusii (Nathusius's pipistrelle), 1254 nucleotides. The record is from the annotation of a GenBank genome assembly. Lineage: Eukaryota; Metazoa; Chordata; Mammalia; Chiroptera; Vespertilionidae.
AUGUUCUUCAGGGAAGAACGGAGCUUGGCCUACAUUUGUAUAAUCAUUGGCUUCCUGACAGUCAGGCUGUCUGCCAAUCGUAAUUGUCCUACCCAGAGUCUAGAAGAUGUUGUCAUCGACAUCCAGUCAUCUCUUACUAAGGGAAUACGAGGCAAUGAGCCCAUACAUACAGUAACUCAAGAAGACUGCAUUAAUUCUUGCUGUUCAACAAAAAACAUAUCAGGGGACAAAGCAUGUAACUUGAUGAUCUUCGACACUCGAAAAACAGUGAGACAACCCAACUGCUACCUGUUUUUCUGCCCCAGUGAGGAAGCCUGUCCACUGAAACCUGCGAAGGGUCUUAUGACUUACAGGAUACUGAGAGAUGUUCCAUCAUCGGGCCAACCUGAUUUGCUGAGCCAGAGAAUCACUCCCACGCCCCCUCAUCCAACAGGUGAUGCAAAGCCCUCUGGCAUCCUAUGGAGAGAUUCAUUUUCUCAGAAGUUUGGAGCCUCAGAGCACUUGGAGAAAGUACUCAGGAUUGAUCCAGGGAGUACACCGUCCCCUGUUUAUCAAGAAGGAGGGCAUUCUCGGAGUUCCCAGUCUUCCUCUGGACAAAGAAUAGGCCAUCUGCUGCCUGAAAAUGUGACCACGUUCCCCACCACGGUAACUGCUGCUGCUCCACACACCAUCUCCCCCUCCCCAGAGCCCCGGUCUCUCUCCCCCACCAGUGCCCCAGCCGCACCGACUGUGUCUCCUCCACCACAGGUGGCCACCACAGCUCCGCCUGCAGCCACAGUCACCUCUCAGCCUCCCACCGUCAUCUCUACAACUUUGACCCGUGCCGUGGUUACACCUCAAGCCAACAUGACUACCACAGCCAUCCCAACCACCCCCUUUCAGGCACCUACAGAAUGGAAAGGCCCACUGGAAAAGAUGCCCUUCAGAGAAAUUUCCAACCUAACGGUGACCCCCGAGAAGGUCCAUCACCCUGUGACGGGUCUUCUGCCAAAUGUGGGAUCUUCUGCUACGGAUGAAACUGCUCCCCAGGAAACCGGGAAGACCAGCUCAGGCAGCUCCUCCCAGCGUGGUGUUCCAGAGAGUCCACCCGGCCUUCCAUACGAAAAGUGGCUCCUCAUUGGGACCCUGCUCUUUGGUGUUCUGUUCCUCACAACAGGCCUCGUCCUCUUGGGCAGAUUGCUCUUGGAAUCCCUGCGUAGGAAACGCUACUCGAGGCUGGAUUAUUUGAUCAAUGGGAUCUACGUUGACAUCUAA